Porites lobata is the source of this 23372-nucleotide messenger RNA. Lineage: Eukaryota; Metazoa; Cnidaria; Anthozoa; Scleractinia; Poritidae. The record is from the annotation of a GenBank genome assembly.
AUGUCGCACAGCAGGUCAGGUGGCAAUGACGUAACAACCGCAAUAAGAAAGUUUCAGAAAUUUUUUGGUCUCUCUGUGACAGGAAAGCUUGACCAGGCCACCAUGAAGGUGAUGAGCAAACCGCGAUGCGGACUCCCGGAUGUUGUUAGUAAAGAUGAAGGAAAGCGCAUGAAAAGAUUUUCUACAUGGGGAAAGUGGAGGAAAACGGAUCUAAAGUACUAUGUGUCUUAUGGCGCGGAUCUGUCCCCCAGCACUCAAGAUAGAAUCUUUGCAAAUGCUUUCACAUUUUGGAGUGACGCAGCACCAAAACUGCGAUUUGAGAGAGUAUACAGGCUCAAAGACGCAGACCUGCGUAUCAGGUUUUGUCUCCCUUCUAUCACUGGUAGAUUGAUAUCCCACAAGAAAUUUCGCGUCAAUACAGACGUUUUACAUACAAACUUGCCUUAAGACUUAUUGAAAAAUUCUUUUUACGCAUACAAAUCGAGCUUCUCGCUCAAGUGUCGGUGCAUCACAUUGGGAAAAAAGCCAAAAUGGGAUUUGGAAUGUAAAAAGUAAAGAAUAGGCCUUCCAAACUGUAAUACAUCAAGCUCCUAAAUGCAGGAUUUUAAUUCCGUUUCUUUAUUUGGGCGUAGAUCCUAAACGUAAGCCUUUUUGGCAGAAAAUUAACAUGCAUAUAUGACAUCUCACCAGCUCGCGCCAAUACUGCUGACAUGGCAUAAAAUCCAUUCUGAAUUUUAGUUUCUUUCGUCUUUAAGAGUCAAACGGAUCUGAGUACAAUAAUCCAAUCUUGAAUUUUCGAGAAGUAUCAAGCCCAAUGAAAGAUCAACUGAGAAUCGUUGCAAUCGACAUUUAUUUUUUGUGAUAUAACUUUUAUCACAACGUUUUACAAUUUUGAUUGAUUGAUUGAUUGAUUUAUUGAUUGAUUUGACUGAUUGAUUGUUUGAUUGAUUAAAGCUUUGGAAGACGAGAGCACCAAGGUCCCGGAGAGAGUCGCUGUUAUUAUGCCUUUGACGGCAAAAUUGGCUUGUUCGUUGGAAGUGUGCUCGCCCAUGCCUUCUACCCUUCCGAUGGUCGAAUCCAUUUCGAUGAAGAUGAGAAGUAUACGGAGACCGGUUCAUUUUGAGGUUUUUCUCAAAGUCUAGCUGAUGUGGCUACUCAUGAGAUUGGUCACGCGUUAGGGUUACGACACUCAACUGUGAAAGGCUCUGUAAUGUGGCCAAUAGUAAAACACGGUGAACCCGAAAUACAUGAAGAUGAUAUUAAAGGGAUAAGGUCAUUGUAUGGUUAAUGUGAGUGUCUGUCUAUGGUCUUACAUGUAGAAAACAGUUUAUGUUUGAGUGCUAGAAGCGCUGAAAUGAUAGACGCAUCACACUGUAUUUUUCUCUUGAUCGAAAUAGCUUGCAAACUUCUAAUCGCUCAUUUUUUUUUCCUUUCAAUUUUUUUUUUUUUCGGAUAGCUUAGGAUUCCCAAAAUUCUUUGUGGAACAGAAUUAAAAUCACAAGUCAUUUCAUCAAAAAAAAAAUAUGUCAUCGUUAGAGCCUCGAGUACGAACGUCAACAUUUAUUGCUGAUUAUCCUAGCGUAUCCAAUGGAAUCACUUCUUAUAAUUUUCCUUUCGUUUUUUCUUUCCUUUUUUUUUCUUCCUCUACUUCUUUUUUUGUAGGUUGUAGCGGCCAGUGGUUCGAAACAGCUUUUCAACACCCAGCCUAGUCUCAAGAUAACUGUUGACUGAGAGUUUGAAAAUAAAAUCGUUUGAAAUAGAAAUGAUAUUGGCGUGAAUAAUUACUUGAACACAAGCUACAGUGAUAUGUCUAUCACUAUCUACCUUUUUCAUCCAAUUCGAUGUAGCAAGGUGUGUCGUCACAGUCCGUUAGAGUGUCUCAAAAGGCCAGACUGUCCACUUUGAGCUACUAACUUCAAAAACGGUUGUGACUGGAAUGGAUACCCCAAAGUCAGAUUGUCACCCUCACUCAAAAUACAGGAUAGGAGUCUUAUAACUUAAUGUAGUAAAUAAGAGAACAAAGAAAACAGAAAAAAACAGUAGGUAGAAUGUGGGACUUCAACUCGCGUCAUUUCAUGUAUCCACUACAACAUCAAGGGUAAACUGCCGACACCGUUUAAUUUGAACGUAUUUUACAUGGCGUUGAUCAUUACAUUAUUGAAAGCUAACCGUUUUUAAAACGGUGCUUGACCCUAAACACUGUACUUCAGUGGUAAACCCUGUAUUCACCUCUUUUCCUUGCACAGCUGUCUCUUACUCUGAUUUCCCCACUUUUUUAAAAGUUCUCGUGUCCAGUAAAUUCGCCUAAAUAUAGUAUAGCGUGGUGUAGUGUAAUAAACAUAUGGUGUCCAACCGGAUUUUGAGGUAUCCAUUCUAGUCACAACCCUUCACAAACACCAAUCUAGGCUGCGAUUCCCUACCAAUCAAAUAUGACUGUAAUCAUUUGGAACUCCCUGGUAGUUAUUUAGUGAGUGUACCGGCUGGCUCUUUAAAGGUCUUCAAAUUUAGACCCUUAUGAUUGGAAAAAAAAUGUUUUGAAUUAAACUGACACCCUCAUUCUAGAACGCUGAACUCGUUCUGCAGCAUUCGUACAUUCGAAAUACUAUACCACGUUUUAAGGAAUGUGCCUCAACCCGUUCAGUAGCGUUCGAGAGUACUAAAUUUUUUGCUGUUUUGUUUUUUUUAUGUGAUUUUACUAGCUUCACUUAAUAGGAAACAGAAAAAUAUAGCAAAAGCAUGUAACGCACUUAUAAUAAAUUAGUAAGCACGAUCAAGUGAAGAAAAAAAAGAAAAGAGUUGCCAGCUAGGGUACAACAUCUUUAAGGUGAAUAUACAUAAUGUACAGGUAAAAACGGAUAUUCUGCACAUGCUUCGAACUCAGAAGUCUGUAGAAUGUUGGCUGUAAUGGCUGUAAGGAUACACAUUGAGUAAUGAUCUGGAUGGUGGGUCGUGUAAAAAUUUGUUGUUAAGCUAUCCACCCUCACAGGCGUUCUUUUGAACGCGUGAAGAACUCCUGAACGUCUAUGUGGAAGGCUUAAGUUAUACCUACAUUCAGGUUAUCGACCAUAGCCAAUAAACUGACGGGCGCUUGGAAACGGAGAAAAGGCCUAAAAAGGCUUGAAACCAGUUAUACCUUUUUGGCACAAAAUUUCUGUUAAAGUGGAGACGUUUAUACAAAAUAUAUUGAAGAUGGGAAAUAAUCUGAUCAUUGCAUUAACAGAAGUAAAAAAGUGAGCCUUUUCUGUACUUGUCUAGCUAGAUCCCUAGCAAGGAAUGCCGCCUAUUUUUGAUUUGAAAAAUAAUGCCUCCUGACGCUUGCGAGCCAAGCUGCAGCCACUUUCUGUCUGUUUUAGGUUAUUUAUAUAUGUAAAAAAUUCACUGUAUCAAAGUUCCCGAUUAAUUCCUCAUAAUCAGCCGGCGCUAACCAUAUUUGGAAGAUGCAUACCAAUCGAUAAUCGAUUUGAUGUUAUAUUGUUAGCAGCCUCGUUUCCGGGCAACUAUACAGCUUCGGUUGCAGAACUGUAGGACGGGACAGUCUAGCUCCUCGGUGGAUUGAAUCGUCCUUAAUCUCAAUAAUUCCUCACAUCAUACUCGACCUCCUUCAAUGCAAUAACUAAGUGUGACAUGAACUGGCAUUUUGCCUCCCUGUUUAGUUAAUUGGCAGGUAUACACAAUUCCUUCACUAAUUAUCCCCACUAAAUUUUUAAAAGAUAAAAAUAAUUCAAGACUGGAAAAGGUAUGGGACACUGGCUUACUGAUUUUUCGGACAAAUUUUAGUCCCAGAUUAAGAGUGUGCAAAACUUUGGGGAUUGAUAUAGUACUUGUUAGUGUAGAGGGUACUUAAAAAUGCUUUGAAAAGGAUUUUGGAGAAAAAGUACCGGCGGGCAUCGGUAAAGGCCACAAGUUGUUCGAGGCCUCCAUGAUCUAUUUAACUACAAAUUUGACUUAAGAGAUAGGCGGUGUCCGAGGUCCAUCCAUGCUUCGGGUGCUAAUUAUUCGCUCUUGAAAUAUAUUUAAAAAGUAAUUAAAAUAUUCAUUUACAAAAAAUUGUAAGUGGAAAGUUUAAUCAACAUUGCAAAUCAUAACUAAUCCUGAACAAACACAAUAACGUGUGAAACAUCAAAAUGUCAUAAGAAAUUACGUUAACUACUAGGGGUAAGGUAUUUGCCAAUGUGAAUGUGUCAUGUUAUCUUAGAUUAAGAUCUCAACUUUAAUAACUUUUCCUUCCGCCGAGGAACUUGAUUUUUUUUUUUUUCGUUUGUUUAAUUAACACUGAAUGAAAUGUUAGUAGUGGACAGCUGAGAAAAUUGAAGUUAUCCAGAUAGUAAAUGAACAUCGUGGCAGCUAAAAUUCUUCUAGCUAUCAGUUGUGGUUGAACUUGAAACUGGUUAGCAUGUUUCGUUUGGCGGCUUUGAUUUUGCUUAUAGAUUUCCAUGCAGUUAUUUGCAAGAGCGAGGCAGUUAGCGACGAUUCUGUCUUGGUAAGGGUUUCUGAGUCCACUAAACCAUUAAAUUCUACACUGUUAUAAUCGGAACGUUUCUAGCCAUGAUAUAGUCUAAAGGCGAUGACCGAUUAUUGCUUUGUUCAUUCAAGAAAAUAUAGAUUAAAAGAGAAAGUUUAAAAUUAGAAUUAGGCUUAACAAAUUGUUAGGUUGUCAAAUUAAAGUUAGAGUUUGUGGUGAGAUUUUGAGUUUCCCUCUUGUACAUUUGUCACUUAAAGCUUAAUAGAAGAGUUGGACACUAGUUCAGAUUUCACAAAAGGCUAAUUCUCUACUUUUUUUUUUCUGUCGCUAAUUGCUACUGAGGAGAGUUUCCCGCAAUGAAAACCCGAAAAGUUCAUUAAGGCAUUAAAGGUGAAAGAAAAUGAAAAGGGUGAUGUCCGUAUAAAUAUCAGUUAUUUAGCAAAACAUAAUGCAUUUCUAUGUUAGCUUCAAGAGGUUUAAAUCGAUGCAAGGUUUAUUAUUGAGUGGUUAAUGAAUCGAACCAUUCAAACAAUUCCAACAUUUUCGUUCUAGAACUAUCUCUCCAAAUUCGGCUACAUUUCACAUAGCAGAUCGCGCAAUAAUGACGCCACCUUCUCAGUAAAGAAGUUCCAGCAAUUCUUUGGCUUACCUGCGACCGGUGAAUUAGACGAGGAAACCGUUGAAAUGAUGAAGAAACCACGAUGUGGAAACCCAGACGUUAACGACAAUGGGUUACGCGUCAGGCGUUAUGAUGUAGGAUAUGGCAAGUGGGAAAAAUCACCACUGAAAUACCACCUGAGUUUUGGUGAAGAUCUGGCACGUGAUCUUCAAGCAAGAAUCUUCGCCAAUGCAUUCAGAAAGUGGAGCGAUGCGGCACCCAAGUUACGAUUUAUCAGAACAUUUAACCGUGAAGAUGCUGACCUAAAAAUAAGGUAAUCGUGACACUUUUUCCUAUCUAAGAUCCAACAGAUUUUAUUGUACCCGCUCGAUUAAUUUCUUUGUUUUUCCUCUUUUUUUCCUGUUAAUCUUUUCUGAUAACCCAAUUUGUGUUAUUACUAUACCAUGUAGAACAUUGCCAGGUGUCAUAUCAACAUGGGCUUUGAUUUUCUUUUCUUUUGGUAUUUGCCGUUAUUAUUCUUGAAUCUUUUGAGAUUGUUAUUUUACGUUGCGUGUUUGUGUGUUUUUUUUUUUUCGGCAGUAGGAGGUCGUUUUACUAUCAUCGUCAUCAUCGAUAUCAUCAUCAUCAUAAUGAUCGUCGUCAUCAUCAAUAUGAUCGUUAUUAUAAUUAUAAUUAUUAUUAUUUUUAUUAUUGUUAUUAUUAUGAUGAAUGACAUCGGCAUUGACAAAAAGCAUCAACUUUAUAUAAUCAAGAAAAUGAUAAAUAUAGCCAUUAGAGCAACAUAUUAUAUCUUUUGUUGUAGAAAUAGGAAUUGGGAUAGCCCAGACUUAAUGCAAAUUUGUUUUAUUUUCUUUUUCUUUUUUUUCUUUUUUUUUUCGCUUUUGUGUUGUUUUGUUUUUGCUUUUGGUUUUUUCUUUUAAUCAUCCCAUCUCCAGCAGCAUUUGUGAACUACCUAUACGUGGCGAGAUUUACAAUUGUACAUUCAAAAAAACAAAUAAAGCUUCCAUCAUUAUUAUAUUCAUGAUCAUUAUUAGUAUUGGUAUUAUUGUAUACCAACCACCCAAGUAUGAUGCAAUUAGAAAUAUUAAGUCAACUAAGAUACGCGGAUUCCGCUGGGGGGUCGGAUUUUUUUUCCGAACAUUUCUUAGUUCUACUGAGUAUUAUUGUUGUUUUCUUAUUUUCUAAUUUCUUUUUGCAGCUUUGGAGAGAAGGAACAUAAAGGACCUGGCGAACAAGACUGUUUUUCACCUUUUGAUGGGCUCGGAGAAGUCUUGGCUCAUGGCAUAACCCCUCCGGACGGCCGAAUUCAUUUCGACGAAGCAGAAAAAUGGACAGAGAAGGGAAGUCGGUUUUGGUCUAAAACAGAAAGUCUUUAUCAGGUUGCUACCCACGAGAUUGGUCACGCUUUGGGACUUGGGCACUCUACAGACGCUGAUGCUGUGAUGUGGCCAUUGAGCAAGAAGGGCAAGCCAAAGCUGACCAAAGAUGAUAUUGCCGGGAUUAGAAAAUUAUACGGUAGGUGGCUAAAGUCAAGAAAUGGUGUAACAUGACCACUGUCCGAAUAAGCGUUUUUAAGAUGAUCGAAAUUAUACUAUUUAUGCGUCCACAGACUUUACGUUUUCCAGAGGGCACUAUAUUAGUCGCCAUAUGCAUCUGCACAUCUCGUCGCAUAAUACAUCUUUUUUCCCUCUUGGGGGGGUAGGGGGGAGGGGGAGAGAUGUAUUAAGAGAGAUUAGCAUACGGCGAAUGUCAAACAGUCGAACCUCCCUGGUAAGCGACAGCCUUCCGUGGGCAACCACUUCUUCAAAACACCAAGCCCUACAGCUGGAACCUCUGUUAAACGACUAACCCAUGUAAUUAAGCAACCUCGACCACUAUAAGGGGAUGACGGUUCUAUAACUGUCCAUUGUUUUUACCUCUUGUAAGCUGCACCGCUACUUGAUAUAAUGGGUCUGAUCUCUAUGCACGCUGUACAAAAACAAAAUGCCCUUUAUUUGAGUGUCAAUGUAUUUAGCACGAAAGUUAUGUACUAAUUGGAAACACUGUUUUUACGUCUCCUUAUACUGGAGAGGGGACUGCCAUUUUUCGUGGUCAUCCGAGCCACGCGAAGGUCUAGCCACUUGCAGUGCAAAGAACAGAACCUUCAUUUGUCAGUUAUUUUAAGACCCUGAGUAUCGGUCCCGUCCCGGGACUCGAACCCGCGACCUCCCUCUCUCCACUCACACGUCACGUUAUACUAGGGAGCUUAAGCAACCACGACGACAACCACAACGACGACUUCAAAAAAAAAACAAUAGGUUUAAUGAUCAAAACAACAGCUCUGCACGUGCAUCACGCUUUUUAGUACAUUUCUUUGAUGUCUACUGCACGACUACGACGGGAAACCCCCUAAUUUGACUCUUUAUGGAGGACGUGGACAUACUAAGACGAAUUUCCCUUCAUCUUUGUUAGCCUGAAUAAAAUCCUUAAGCUUUCAACUCCAGGAAAAGUCGCCUGCAUUUGACAUAUUGAGCGGAUCCAAAUAGACGCGAUUAAGUUUGAAAGAACGCAAAUUCAUUUUUUUACCGUCGUUUUCACUGUUGUCGUUGUCGUCCUUGCUUGAGGUCACUAUUGCCUGAGCUGUACGUACUAUUCUGCUCCCAGUAUUCGAAAAGCGUUUAGUAAAAAUAUGUAACUACGCAUACUGUAUAGUAAGUGAAACUGUAUUCAAUAAAUUAUCUUCCAUAAAAUAAAUGAUUCCGUACCGGGUCAAAUUCUCCUAAGCAGCCACCUCCCGUAAGCGACCCCAAAAGUCUUCAGAUUUUGGUGAUCGCUUACGAAGAGGUUUGAGUGUAUUUACCUUUAAAUUUUCCAUUUUCUUACUUAGUAUUUUGAUAUUUGUAAUCUCUAAUUAAGACUUUUGUUUUUCUUUUUCUCCUUCUUUGAUUCAGGUUGAUGCUCAUAUGGUCAGUUUCCACUGAAACAGAUCUGUAAUAAUUGACAUGAAAAGGCAAAUGAGUAAAUAAAACGAGUUAACAUGAAACCUGUCUCCUGAUCGUCUAUUACGUACUGAACAUUACAAAUGAAGGGUAAAAAGAGAAAAUGGACGCAAAAAUUAACUUAUAGUUACAUCGAAAAUGAAAAUGUUAGUACAAUUAGGUGUGUGUAUAAUUAUGUAAGAAUGUUUUUGUUUUUGUUUUGUUUUUUUCACGCGUGAUCCGGGAUACAUCGUAAACAAUGAAAAUUAAAUGGAUUUCGAACUGCGAUACGAAGAAGGAACUACUAAUUAUAAGAGAAAUUAUGAACUGUUUUUUCACAUAAUUUUGAAAGAGUCUGGUUUCUGAAUGUCAGGGAUUAGAACAAAAACAAAUCGACAGUAGGCAUUAAAGGAGAGGUAUACUUGCAGAUUACAAAGAAACUACAACUCACCCAUAAUCAAUCCGCAGGAAUGUUUGGUAUACUCAUUUGUAUACCUGUGAUUUAUUGGGAUGCGCGUAUGAUAUGACAUUGUCUAGCAGCUUUACUUCAAAGGUUUUCCUUUUUAGCGCAAUAAGAAUACUAUUGUAGAAACCCUGAAUCUUGGGCGGCCAAAUUUUCUGUGGUGUGAACUGGGAAAAAAGCUCCACAAUAGGAAACUCUUAAGGUUUUCCUUAGAAGUGUUACGAGAAUGCUAUAAUUGUCGAUAUCCUGAAUUUUAAGCGCACGUCUAAAAGAAAUGCGACAAAAACCCAGCUACGAAACUUGAAAACUAUGGAAAUUUAAGUCUGUCUCUAGGUAUAGAUCAAGGCAAUGGUGACUUUUUCAUUCGAAUACCAUGUUUCAUUCUGGGAAGACAUAGUCGUUAGGCUUCCCAGAAUAGAUUUUAAUUCAUUACAUAACGUUUAAUAUAAAAGCUUUUACAUGUUACCCUUUAAUAAACAGCUCAUUUCUAUAAAUAUUUCUAGAAUGGGGAGAGAAUAAAAUUUUCAUUAGCAGGGUGGUUUUCCUCUGACAAGUAAUACUUAUAUUUAAGUAGAAAAACUAACGAAAAGAGGUAUUUCAUACUAAACAGUUCAACACCAUUAACGAGGUGCAGGAAAAUAGGAGUGGACACUUUAAAUAACCCUGAAAAAGCUAAAGUUCCUUAUGAAUAAGUAUAGUAAAAAGUCUUUUAAAAUUUUUGGCACUUGUAAUGCAAUUGAAAGGUUUUAAAAGCACUAUUAAUGUGGCCUAAAACACGUUGAGAGUCACCGUCAAACAGCGAAUUUUCUAUUUUUGAGCAAUAAUUUAAAAAAAUAAUAAUUUCGUUUGUCCAUCUGUUCUUGUUUAAACCACAAAAUGCAGUGGCCUCUUGAAAACUACGUAGAUUUCUUACUAUUCUAAAAAAUAAAUAUAUAAAUAUAUUUAAAAAGUACCUCCUUUAAAUUUAAAAACAAUCUACCUUUAAGUGUUGUUGGGAUUACUGAAGAAGAUUUGAUUUGAUACUUAAGAGCAACUUGUACUACUCUUAAAGUUAUUCUCAGUGAAGAGUCAUUAUCAGAAAAAUGUUUAUUUAAUUUUAAUAGCUUUAUUCAAAAUAAAUCACACACCAGAUAUAAAGUCCUUAACGAGGUAAUUUGGUCAACAGCCAAUGGUUUUUCUUUUCUGAUUGAUUUAUUUUCCCUCAAAAUUGAGCCAGAAUGCCUCACUCUACGCCCCUUAAAGACACUUUUUAACUGGUCUGUAGUGAAAUAUUGUCAAAAUAUUCGCAUCGUUUUAGCUGAUGGAGUGCUUGUCCAAAUUGUGUUUAUAUAAGUAAUUAAAAAUUAUUAAACAAUAUCGGUCUAUAACCUAAGUCACCUUCUCUGAAGUAUGCUGUUUAAAUAGACAAGCAGCUGAUUUUAGCCCUUGCAUUUUAAAUUAAGAGUGCUCGUGUUUUUUAUAUGCAAAAACCCUUUAAAAAACACUGACGGUAAAGCAAUAAAACACCAGUCAGUGCCGGAUUGUGCCGGAUUCAGACCUAGAGAUAGUGGGCGGUCAUCGAGACCCUUAGGUAAGGGGGUGGGGGGGUUGGGGGGGGCUGGGCCAUCUCUCAAAACUUUUUUUCGGCUCUUCAGGCCUCAGUUUGGUCCAAAAAUAAGCGGGGGAGGGGGGGUGUGGAGCCCCCGGGCUCCAUCUCUAGUUCCGCCAUUGCCAGUCAUGAUCUGCUGAAGUAAUUGCCAGCUCAAUGUUUAUGCAGCCGCACCUAAAAACAUUUUCAAAGAUAAUUGUAUUUGUAAUUUACUGAAAAGUACAUGUCUCACUUAAUAUUUAUACAGCUUGAAAAGCUACAAACAUAAAUAAAGGCCGAUGGUGUACUGGUUAUGCAGUUAACUGAAUGUCACACCAGUAAAGAUGGUUGUCAUCUUGGUAAUUGUUUCGUUGCUCUUUCUAAAUGCUGCCGUUUGUGAGGAGGAUGAAACCGAUUUCGCAUUGGUAGGUUAAACGUAUCCGUUUAUUAUUACAAAUCAGAAAGAUAGAAGUUUUGAGACUUAGAAGUUACUAUCAAUUUGUUUCUGAUUAUUCAUUAGCUUACUAAGGCCGGUGAAGCACGGUUAGUAGUAGUUUUCGUUCUAGAUCCAACAAAACCACUUAAUAUGAUAACUAAUUAGAGCAUUAUUAUUUGACAGCCUUAUAGCCUAUUGGCUGAAUUGCGACUUUAAUUUUCAUAAACUACGCUGUGAUUAGAAGAGAAAGGAAGUUCAUCAUUGAAUAUGUUGAGUUAUUAUAUGGCUGAGUCUGUUUUCGCCAUGCGAUUGGUCAAUUUGCGGUCCGUAACUUGCUAUAAGGACCAAAAUUUUUCAAAGAAAAUGCUCAUUUCGGAGGUCUAAAUCUCUUUACCUCGGAAAAAAUAUUUAAAUAAAGUUAUAAGACGCCUGUCAACCUUGAGGACUUGGAUGUUGACUUUGGCCUUCAACAUUUUAAACUGUGUUUAUUUGUGAACGAAGGCGAUGAAGAAACUAACUCGUAAUCUUAUCGUUGAGGAUUCUAGUCAGUGUUUGAAAAUUUUAUCGUAGUACACAGUUAAGAAGACGAAAAUCGACUAGCGGAGAUUCCAGACGUUUUGCGACUGAGAAAAUAAGUAAUUCCUUCAACAAAUAUGAUAACAAACAUACCUGCACCCGAUCAUCUUGACAAGCUUCUUUGCCAUUGGCAGUGUUUUUUCAAAGACCAACUAAGGAAAAAUAGAAGCGAGUUCGAGGCAGACUCAAUACUGUCCAGUUUUCAAAAGACUCCAGCGUCACAUUAACGAGUGAAUACUUACAAUGUUUUUAGUUUCCACAGAAUAAACUUUGAAAUAUGUAUGUAAGCCCUGAGAACUGGGAUGUUGACUUUGCCUUUGCAAAUUUUAACCUAGCUUUGUUUUAAUGACAACGAAGCUGUUGUAGAAAAUGAAUCGUAACCUUACCGAGGAGGAGAAUUCUAGUCGAGUGUUUGAAAAUUUUAACGCAGAUCACAACUGAAGACGAGAAUCCACUGGCAGAAAGAGAGGUUUUCCAAAAAAAAAUUAACAAGCGAAUCUAGUUCGACAAUGACAACAAACUUACUUUGAAAAGCUUCUUUGCCUUUUGCAGUAUUUUUUCACAAGGACAAACGGAGGAAAGAUGGAAACGACUUCUAGACAGACACAGUGUCCGGUUUCCAAAAUACUCGGUCCGUAAUUUACUAUACGGACCGAAAACUCGGCUAAUAAGAGGUACUUAUCUAAAGAGAGGUAACACUCCCGAAAAAAUUUCCAACAUUGCUCUUAUGCCUUUUUUUUUCCUUUCCUCCGGUUAGAAUUACCUCACCAAUUUUGGCUACAUAUCCAAAACCCGUUCGGGAAAUCACGAUCCUAAAACUGCGAUUAAAGGUUUUCAGAGCUUCUUUGGUCUACCUGAGACAGGGGAACUUGAUGACGAAACAAUAUACCAAAUGAAAAAGCCACGUUGUGGAGUCCCGGAUGUUUACAACGAAAAUGGAAGAGUGAAACGCUCACCGUAUCCAGGCACUGUAACAAAAUGGAGACAGACCUAUUUUACGUACUUUGUGUACAAAGGAGAAGAUCUUCCAGAAUCUGAGCAGCAACGAAUCUUUGCCAAGGCCUUUAACAUCUGGAAAGCUGCUGCACCAAGGUUAAGGUUUACCAGAGAAAAGACUCAGGAAUAUGAACCAACAAAGGCUGACCUGAAAAUCAGGUAGAAUUUUCUCUUUUCUUAGGUAAUGCCAAUAUCAAUUAUUUAGUAAUAUCUUGUUUUAUCAUAUAACUGAAUCCACGGGCGGGCAAGGUGAAGCGACUUUUGUUUUCUGAUUGGCUACCCCAGUGAUCAAAUUAAGAUGGGGUUAUCUGGCCCGCACGAAAUUUGUGAUUUGUGAUUGGUGGAUUUCGAUCCGUUUUCUGUGUUUCUCGGUUCGUUGCUUUUGAACGUCAGAGUUCGGUCGCGUGUUUUUGAAUAGGGCAGUAAGUUUGAAACAGCAGUAAACAGCAGCAGUAAACAGCAGAUGGGUUAAUAUUGGCCUUGCUUUUUCUUCUUUCCCUUUUUCUUCUGUUUAAUAUGAACCUGGGCCUCCUCUAAGUCCAUAAAAACGUAAAAAAGAACUUGGCCGAUAUUAGCCAACUUGACCUCCAGCUUGGUCAACAAAGCAUAUGUUUCUACAACAAAGCGUGUUAAAAAGCCAAAAAUUACUUUUAAACUGUUGUUUAGGUAUUUGCCAAGCACAUCACCUAAUACAAGUAGGUUAAUGCUUGUUUUCUGAUUCAUAGUCUGCGUUGCUAAUAUUUUCAAACAUUUUUACCACUAUGUAUAGUUAUGUUUUAACUUACGGUUUUUCGUUUAUUUUCCUGUGGUAUGCAAUCAGUUUUGGCAAGGAAAGGCAUUCUGGAACUCCGUUUGAACCUCGCUGCACAACCGUAUUUGAUGGCAAAGGAGGCAUGGUAGCGCACGCUUAUGCUCCGCGGGAAGGGCGAAUCCAUUUUGACGACGACGAAAAAUGGACCGAGAAGGGUGGAUUUUGGAGUAGAUCACAAAGCUUGCUGUUUACCGCGGUCCACGAGAUUGGCCACGCUCUGGGUCUCAAUCACUCCAACAGAAAAGACUCCGUCAUGUGGCCAGAAGCCCAGAAAGGUGUUCCUAAGCUUUCUAGUGAGGACGUUAGAGCAAUACGGCAGUUGUUCAGUAAGUCUGUUGUUUUCUCUCUCAAUUUAGAUGGUUGGAUGUGUUUUCUGUGCCUGAUGUUGUCUGUUUGACCAUGACCUAGGCAAAAAGUAAAAUAUGAACAGGUACACCUCAUCAGGAAUGACUGUUUUGGAGUUGUAAAUCGUCAUAGACAAAAAAAUAUAUAAUAAUGGAAACGGUUCCUUGAUAAAAUGCAGUGAAAGUCCCAAAACUGUUUUUUUUUUCUUUAACGGCUAAAGACUUUUAUUAAUAAAAUGAAGCUCUUGAACGUUCAUGUGCCCAUUUCUUUUCACAAGACUGAAAAGUCUGAGAAGAUGACAUUGUAACAAUGAAAAAUCAAAGUAGGAGUUGCAACACAAAAGUUGCAGCCUGGGGUCUGGGAUACAGAAUUAUUUUCCUACUUUCGAGAUUUACUCGAGUUUGCUUUCUUGAUUCAGUGAGGGGUGAAUUGUGCCAAUGCUUUCUUUUCGCUUCCUGCCCUUUUUCGUGCUCUCAUUGAGCGACACACGUCUUUGACACAGAUGUAUGACGUUCUGUAAGUUGUUACGAUCGUAUUUUGUGUUACGUUAAAGUGCCCAUAACCUAAAAUUUUUCAUUUUCUUAUCUGAAACUAUAACUUAUUAAAAUAACUUCUGCGAUUUUUUUAUCAAUUUUUGAAGUCUUCAUUUCUAAGAUACACCCACGACGCUGGUCACGCAAACUACCAAGGCUCACAUAUGACGUCAUGUGACGUAAAUUAAGGACCUCGCAUUACCUUGCCUUCACCUGCUUUACACAAAAAAGAUCAAUUACAAGUAAGGAUUGACUCACAACGUCUUCGCAAGAAGAAAGUUUUUCUGAGGCAGAAAAACCUACCAGAACUCUUAAUUUUUACCUGUCAAUAGAGUCACGUGUUCCUUGAAGUACGUCAUAUGACGUCAUACUCUGAGAGAAGACUAAGACGAAUGGUGUGCCAAAAUGGCGGCAAAUUUGAACGUUUUUAAAAAAUUCUAAAAAAAAUCGUCUUUGGUUCAAUUGGCAAAUUUUUUUAGCAGAAGUUAUUUUAAUAAGGUGUAGUUUCAGAUAAGAAAAUAUAAAAUUUUAGGUUAUGGUCACUUUAAGUUACCAACGGUUUGUUUUUCCUUUCAGAUUAACGCUGAUGUUGGUGUAAUCGACAGUAAUGAGUUUGUUAAAGCGAAUCAUACUACUAACAACGAGUUUAAAUAAAGAAGUUAAAAGAAGAAAAAAAAAUUGCAAAGAUACUUUGUGUAUUGGUCCUUGAUAGCUACAGUGAAUAAUUGGGCAGAGAGGGAAUCUUAGGGCGUUGGCAUGGAUAUGAGAAUUUCACAAAAGUUAUUUUGAGAAUCUGUAAUAAAACGGAAGAUCAACUCCUGAGACGUCCGCAGUCCACGCGCGAUUGUCUCAAAAUAAACAGUGCAGAAUAUUGCUAUGGUUAGUGCUGAAUUCUUUCUUAACAACACUGAAUAUAAGUUUGCAGACCUCUCCAGGAACCAACCUCCGAUUAAUUUUAAGCGUUAAAUUGGUCUUAAGACUGGGCGUUUUCCCCUACGGUCCCAUUACUAUUUCUUGAUAAUUAUUUUUUUCCGAUGCACAGUUGUCCAGGCAAGCAACGAGAGAGACGUAGUUGGGCGCUAACCUGAGUGGUUGUUGGGAGAGCCGAGUAGGGGGCAGGGUUCUGUUAAAGGCUUUGUUUUCUGGAUAGUUGGCUGUUGAUUGUAUCUAAAAAGCUACAAUAUAGCAGUUCAGGACAAAAAAAAGAAGUGACCUGAUAGAAAUAUGAAAUUAAUUGCCAUGAACGUGUAACAAUAGAGAGUUUUCAGUCACUUGGCUAAUAGCUAUGCAAAUCAGUGGAAAUAAAAGAUAGUUUUUGCAUUAGAAAAAAAAAUUCUUCUACCACAGGACUGAUUUGAACAUCAAAUGAAUAUGUCCGCCGUUUCGUUGUUUUGGGACACCAAUAUGGUUGACGUGACAUCAUUUGAAAACUCGCUGUAUACAGGCGCCUAGUAACAUAAAGAAGUGAAUCUUAGCCUUCUACGGCUUAGUGUGGUCCAGAACAUUUGAAAGAAUUUAUGGUUUUUAUUGCGUUAAUAUUACUUAAAGCUCCCUCCAAAGGCGUUCCUCCAAUAAUAAUUUAAAAAAUGGUCGUUAACUUUUUGAAAGGGCCAAUCUAAAGCAUGCAACACAACAGUCUACACUCGGCUGUGAGUGAAUAGAAAAACAAAACUAAAGAAAAAUAGGCCAGGAAUCUUCCCUGCCUAUUUCAGAGAAUGUUCUCAAUUGUUACUUGCUUAAAAAAGAUUCUUAACAGGUGCAAACCCAAAGGACAGACGUUUUUUUUUUUUGAACAUCUCAGUGUUAGGUUGCGUGUAAAAAGGGUAUUUGUGGUUACAAAAAAAGAAAUGACCUUGUCAUCAGUACUUAGAACCUCUUGAAAAGUGGUGCUCAUUUCCUCUAACUACAGUGAAAAGGAGGCAAACCGUGUGGUCGAUGGCAUUCCGUCCAACCCAAAAUGAGAGGGGAAAAAACAUGUUUUUGUCUAUUCCACACGAUCAAUUUCCUUUCAAAGCGAAAUGAAGAGUGAUCGUAUUAACACGAUAAUUUUAUCAAAUUUAAUAUAUUGUCGCAUUUAUCAUUUAAAUUACGCAUAUAUGGGAUCAUCGCGACAUAAAGCAAUACACUGAAAGUGUGCGAUAUUACAAUGAGGCUGCAGCUAUAUUGUUAUAUUUCAUUCAACUGAUUCAAGGAUCAACAAUUGACAAAUGGUUCAAAAAUUCCUUUCGUUGAUAACCAGAAAGGUGUUACAAUGCUUUGUACCUUCGUGGCUUUCUCUCUUGUCCUGAUAAACAGUGUAGUAAGUGAAGUUGACCCUGACGACGAGAAAUUUGCUACGGUAAGUCAAAACACCGGGAAAGAAUAACGCCUCUUGGGUUGUUUACAAAUACACGUAUACGUAUGUAAAGACAAAGAGAAUCAGUUUCUGUCUUGAAAUUGAACGUGCAAUAGAUCGAGUUAUUUUCAGGGAAGAGUGUUUUUCAGAAACUAGAUCGAUCUAGAGUAGCACAAAUGAUUCCUCUCAAUGCGACUUUUCAAAACAGAGGGUUCCACUCUUCAAAUUCCUGCAGAAAGUUAACGUCCUAAAUUCGGAAAAAAAAAAUAAACAUAUAAUAGCAAACGAGACCAGAUCAAAGAUAUCGUCAAGAGCGAGAGCAACAGUGAUUAUCCAUUACUUCAAAUAACUCUUUAUGACGUUUAUACUAGUAUCAUGCAGUCUGUGAGAAUCAAUGAACUCACCCCUUAAUUACAACCUAUAGUAAACAUUGAGCAAAUGACGAGAGCUCUUAGAAUUUUGUAACUGAUGUUUCUACCUCUUGUUUUUUUGGGCGAUGAUCUGUUUUUCUCGAACCCUCAUUUAUCCUACAAGUGAAACACCAUUGCCUAAAGCCUAAAGCAGUGGGAAUAAACGACUAGACUAUUCCCAUGUAAGAAAAUCCAAGACAGUCUUGGAAUUCUGGAUUCCACGCCAUGGAUUCCAGAUUUCAGGAACUGGAUUUCAGUCUUUGUCAGUGGAACUUGGAUUCUGGAUUCCAAUCGUUAGUGGGAUUCUGGAUUCCUUGAGCUGUAUUCCAGACUCCAAAGCCCAGGAUUCCGGACUCCACAAGCAAAAAUUUCCCAGAUUCUGGAAUCCGGAUUCCCUUUCAUGGGGCGAAUUAGAUCACCGUGCCCUUUGCACUCAUAAUGAAUUCUACUGAUAUUUUACUUUCCCGAUCUAUCCGUGUAAUAGAAUCUAAGUCUGCAAGAACCAGCAAUAAAUGAUAUUUUUUAUACAUUUUUCUUUUCAAUCUAUGUUGAUUAAACUCUACAAAAUUUAUCCAAUGUGCAUGCUUGUAUUUUUAAGAAGAGCUAGAGUGCAGAGUUUUUAUUCGCCGUUUUUAUGCAUGGGUUAUAUUAUACCUGAAGGUAGGUUUCAUGAGCCUGAUUUCAAACUCUAGUGUAGAUCAUUCCAUUCCUUGGCGCAGUAAGGUUUUUAGUCUGCUGAUUUUCUUAUUUGUUUAAGGUAAUUUUGAAGCAUAUUCUUUACUUAGAAAUUUCAUGAAUAGGAGUUAGCAUUUAACUGCCGUUUGCAUUGCAUAUCAUAAUGUCUUCGUGUUUCUUUGGCACUACUCUUUUAGCUCGAUAUUUGAGCUUAUAAAGGAUAAUAUGGUACAUAUAUUCCUUUUGUUAACCAGCGCAUUGUAUUACUCAUAAUUACAAUCUGACCUUCAAUAAAGUUCUAAAAACUUUGAACUUUUUAGAAGCAUCAAAACAUAACACUGAACCAUGGCCAAUAUUAACCAAGGCUAUUUUGAGCCACAUUUUUGGAUAUUGCAUACCAAGUAACCCUUAAGAUGAAAAGUGUUUCGAAAAAACAUACCAUUAAAAGCGACUAUCCAAAGUUAUUAUUAAUAUUAUUAUUAUUAUCAUAAUUGUUACAUAUAAAGCAUCUACUUUCAGCCGAAGCCACUUAAUGAAGAGUUGAAGAAAACUUAAGGACCUAGCCAAACUGUCAGACAGGAAGGUCCAAUCUCGUUUACUGAAGGUCAUUUCUGAAUUUGACAGCCAUUUACUUUUAUAACGGACAUUUAGUAAUUCAUAAAAAAUUAGUCAGAGCAAACCAAUUCCAAUGGAGACUUGAAAAUCAGAUCGUUAUACACUGGGCUCUAAACAACUAUUAUCACUACACACGGCGAAAUGACAAACUACCCUCUCUGAAACGCUCCUUUUCGCGAGCCAAACGGCAAAGUGCGGGCUGUAAAUGGAAUUUGCAGCCCGCAACAUGAUUUCAUGUUAAAAAAUAUUUUCUUAUGAAAUAAAUUUCUACGGUUUGGCCUUGUAUAUUGAUACUAAUGAUAAUCACAUGACUUUUGGAGGUCAUACAGUUUAUUUGUGUCCCGACGUAGCAUCAUUUGCAACUAUAUGCCCUCAAGAAGACACGUGCUAUAUAUAUAUAUAUACAUAUAUAUAUUUUUUUUUUUCAGAGUAACUUUAACUUUAUUUAAAUUUGGAAAUAUAACAAAAAAAGAAAGAAAGAAAUACAUUGGGACUGGCCUGCAGUUAGCGAGGCUAUUCGAGGCAGGCCAGGCUACAUAAUUUACUACAAACUAGACAAAUACAAAGAAAUUAGACGUUAUGUAAGUAUAUAUAUUUUACAGUAAAUUAAUACCAUUCUACUUGAGUACAAGGACAAUAUUAAAGUGAAAUUUUAAAAAUAAAAUAAAAUGAAAAUAAAGGACAAGAGGUUUACUUUUUCCUUUUCACAAUAAUCGUAUCCACAUCGAUAUAAGAGUCUUCAGUUUGAAGGAUAUCGAGUAGCAUUGCUUUAAAAUAAUUAUAGUGAUCUUUUAAAAGCUUUUUUCGGUCUUUCUUUAAGAAUUGAUUUGAUUGUCCUAUUCUUGCUGGGCAAGUACCUUUCAAGGCUCACUUGCCAGAUGGGCAAGGCAGCAGAAAAAACGAGCAGGAAGUUUUCCCGGGCAAGUAAAAUGUAAGAGCUGCUUGCCCAAUGAACAAGCUAGAAUUCCGAGCAUCCGAAUAGGACAAUCACAUGUAACUUUUGGGGGGCAUAUAAACUAUAUGUCCGACAAAACUCAUGUGAUAAUCAUUUUUAUCAAUACACAAGGCCAAAUCGUACGAAUUUAUUUCAUAUGGAAAAAUUGUUUAACAUGAAAUCAUGUUGCGGGCUCCAAAUUCCAUUUAAAGACCGUACUUUGCCAUUUGGCAGGCGAAAAAGAGCGUUUUAGUGUGGGAAUUUUGUCUUGUGGCCGCGUGUAGUGAUAAUAACUUUUUAAUUUUAAUUUCAGCCCUGUAUUUAAUCUCCCAGUGUAUAGCUCCUCAUGUUACGCUACUUUAAUAUGCCCUACGCAGAAAAGUGUGAGCAAACGGUUUAGUUAUCUGGAAAAUUCAGCAACAUUUAUUUAUUAACUUUUAUUUGCCUUUAUCACAUACCCUUUCAUACAAUUUAAAAUUAAGACUAAAUUAAGGCGAGGAGAUCCCAAGAAACCAAAUUGAAAAUGAUUACAGGUGAGACUUUCUGUAAAUAUUAAUGCAGAUGUAUCUGUAGUGGUUCAAUUUAUCGUUGUUUUAUUGUAUUUUUCUUUGCUUCAAACUGAUUGUCAAACCCCAAAACCGAAAACAAGGAGAAACAAAAACGGUGAGCUCCAAGGAUAAAAUGAAUCGGCAACACAUCUAUUAAUAAUCGCGUUAUCUUUUUUACUUUAGGAGUACUUGAAGUUUUACCACUACAUCUCACCAACAGACACCGGUAACCAUAACACCACAUUAGCCAUCGAGAAGUUCCAACGAUUCUUUGGCUUGUCUAUAACUGGUACCCUUGAUGACGAGACUUUAGAAGUUAUGCACAAACCCCGUUGUGGAGACCCGGAUGUCAAUGACGCAGGCACACGCGUGAGACGGUACGCAACCAGGGGAAUAUGGAAUAGGCAAAACCUGACCUAUUAUUUGUCGUAUGGGAAUGAUAUGACGCAUUCUCAACAAUCACGAAUCAUUGCCAGAGCCUUUAAAUACUGGAGUGACGCAGCACCAACUUUGAACUUCACUAGAACCUAUAACCCUAACACAACCGAUAUAAAAAUCAGGUAGGUUUGUGAUUUAUUAUUGAUGAUAAAGCUCAAAUAUAACGCGCCCGCUGCUGAUUGGUUGAAUAAGAGUGCUUUAUGAGAGUACAAGACAUGAAGCUAAAGCUGUCCCGCCAUUUGCCAAUAAUUUGUUCUGAAAAUUAGAAAGUAAUGCGGCGUGGGAAAUUUGUAUAGGUAAUAGUAUGAUUUGUAGUGAUAUUUGACAUAAAUACCACGAGUGAUCAGUAUUUCAAAAUUGUUAUAGGUAAUUUGAGACAAUUUGAAAUAUCACGAGUGGUAUUUAUGCCAAAUGUCACGUACAAAUCAUGCUAUUUUAAUAGCAUUUAGUAAACAAUUAAAAUUGUUUAUACUACUACCCGUAGAAGGUUUGUAAUUUUCACAUGUAGGUAUUUCAAAUUAAGCUGAAAUACCACUGCUCUGAGCCAAUCAAAUUGCAGAAAUUUCUCAUGUAGUAGUAUAAGUAUGGGUAAUAGCAUGAUUUAUAGUGAUGUUUGACAUAAAUACAACGAGUGAUCAGUAUUUCAGAAUUGUUACACGUAAUUUGAGACAAUUUUGAAAUAUCACUAGUGGUAUUUGUGCCAAAUAUCACCUACAAAUCAAGCUGAAAUACCACUGCUCUAAGCCAAUCAAUUUGCAGAAAUUUCUCAUGUAGUAGUAUAAAAGAUGAAAGAAAAGGACUGGAAACAGACUAACAGAGUACUUUUCGAGCUCUAGCCGCUCCAGGUGCAUGCGUUAAAACAGAACAGAGCACAGUCAAGGCUUCCUUAUUUGUUAAUCAAACUUUAAGUAGCACUUUUCCUUACCCUUCCCUUCCCUCUUUGGUUCUAAUGUACCCAAAUGGGAUGGUAGGUUUACCCUCUCCUCUGCUCAGUAGUAUAACAUAUAUAUGUAUCUGGGCUUUCCCGGCUUUUUACACAUGCACGAAAUAAUCGGCCACUAUGGUGGCAAAAUUCAUCCCAAAAUGGAUUCAUCCCAAAAUGGAUAUUGCAGGUCGAUAAAAUCUCACAUUCAGGGUGUAAGAGAGUGAAGGAAGGGGGGGGGGGGGGGGGGGGGAGGGUUGGUGUCACCCACACCUAUUGUUGUGUUUCGGAUUUCAUCCACAUCUUUACUUAUUAUUCUAAUCAUUAAACACAUUUUGACAAAAUCUUUUGGUCACCGCUUGCUAUGGUAACGACUUAUGACUUCCUUAGUACAAAGAGUUCAUGCUCGCAGGUUUUCUCUUUUUCCUGCAAAAGUAUUUAAAAAUAGCAUCAACGAAGAGUAGGAAAUUGUUGUUUUUGUUGUUAUUUUUUUUCCAUUUUUUCAUAUUUUUACAUUUUUGAUGAUGAUGAUGAUGAUGAUGAUGAUGAUGAUGAUAAUGAUGAUGAUGAUGAUGAUGAUGUUAUAAUGACGAGUUUCACCGAUAUUUUAAAAACAUGUAUACCGAUACAUCUCUGCCUUAAGUGUAUAAUGGGACUACGGUACGCUUGGCUACCACCGGCCCACUGUUUUAACAAAACGAACACAUCAAUAUUGACUUUAUUAUAAGUUUACUUGGAUAAUAACGAAUAUUUUUUGUACUAAAGAUUUAGACAAAAGAACGUUACAGUUCUUUGAAAGGAAGAUUUAUUAGCUCCCCACCUCGAUUGAGAUACCUCCGUUGAAUAGGCGCCCUCAUCUUAGCCGAAAUUCAGUAUCGAGGUGACGGGGUGCUUAUUCGAGAAAAUACGGUAUGAGGCACAAUAUGGUGUGAUAUAUUUAGUUUUAAUUUUCACAUAUCAAUUGCAUUGAAUCUGAACCUUUGCAGCUUUGGACGAAGACAACACGCUGGAGUCCCACAUGAAGGAAAUUGUCCUUACCCUUUUGAUGGACCAGGAAGGGUCAUUGCGCAUGCUUUUUUCCCUCUUCCAAACUUUUUUAGGCGAGGCCGAAUCCAUUUUGAUGACGAUGAAACGUUUACAAAGUUUGGUAAGCUAAUAUACCAUAAGUUACUCGAAUAUACUUAGAGUGUGGAAACCAACAACAACAACAAAAAAAAUUAUUGAAAAUUGGAAAUAUAACUAAUUGAAUUACUCUCCCACCCGCAAAUAGCUUAUAAUUAAACCAAUCGAGGCGGGGGGAGCUGAAGAGAUAUUACAAGUACAAGGUUUAUCUAUAGAUGGACUAAAUAACAGUGACGACAGUACCAUUAUUAUUACUAUUACUAUUUAAUUUGUAUGAUGUUUGUGAUGCCCAAGUGUGGCAAUGGUUUAAAAAUAUAGCUAGUAACUAUUGCAGAGAUGGCAUCUGUUGGAAGGUCCCUCUGAAAAAUUACGCACUCUUUACAGGCUACCAGGUAUCAGGGGCAGAUCCAGGGGAAGGUGCAGGGGGCCCACCCCCCCCCUCCCCCCGAGACGACCUGCGGUUUUCUAAUGCAACUGAUAUUCUGCAGUAGAAGCAAGAUUCUGAAGUAGAGCGUAGAGCAAGAGACGAGUGCACCCCUCCUAGAAAAAAUCCUGGAUCUGCCCCUGGGUAUUUUACAACUUUUAAAACGUGUUCUUCUGAAUAAAGUUUCAGGGUUUUGGCAGGACAUUUUUUUCCUUGAAAAGCUCAUUUAUACGUGGAUAAGAAGAAAAACCAUCGUACAAAAUCAACUAUAUAUCGUUUAUCUGUAAAAUGUUUAAAUAAAUAUAUGAUCUUCUCCGUUGUAAUGGCAAACUUGGGGCUAAAUUUUUUCCAAGCAAUCAAUUUGCAAUUGCUUAAUAUGAAUCAUUUGCAAUUGCUACUGAACCAAUCACUUAUUCAUUUAAAUUUGUCUUAACGCAGUUCACUUUAUUCGAUCUUCAUUCUCAGUACGAAACACCUUUUUUUAAACUUUGAACGUAGGUGGUAAGACGUUUGGUUGGUUUUGGUACCGACGGCGAACCAUAGGGCUCCUUUACACGGCGGUGCACGAAAUAGGGCAUUCAUUAGGCCUUAUGCAUUCCGAUGUAUACAGCGCGGUUAUGUGGCCUAUAGCAAGGGCGGGCAAACCAGUCAUGGACCAGGAUGACAUUGAUGGGAUAAACGCUCUUUAUGGAGGAGGAGGAGGAGGAGGGGUAAGUAAAUAGACUGGGUAGGAUGGGUCAGGGUUAGGAUUAUGGUUUAGGGUUACGGGUUAAGGUUAGGGUUAGGGUUAGGGAAGAAAUACGAGCUCCCCUAAAAACGCCUGCGUGGGAGGCUACCUCCGAACCGACUCGGUCGCCGUACGCGUAAAAUAAAAAUCCAAUCGAACUAAAAGUUAUUUUUCUAGAAAUGGUUUACCUAGACCUAUAUUCUGACAAAGUUUGGGGAUUUUCGAUUUUUUCAUUUUGCACACCCCCAGGCGAUAUUUACGGACGGCCGCUCUUAAUUUUGUUCUCUAAAAUUUGACUGAGGUAAUGAGAGUUAUACAAAGAACUCUACAAACUCGAUUAUUUGUUUUUUGUUGAUGAUUUUUGUUUGUUUGUUAGUUCUUGUUGUCGCUUUUCAUCACAUCCGACACGUUUGACCGAAAUGGAGUCUUUUUUCGUCUUUUUUAGGAUGACGCUUGA